Molecule: messenger RNA, 1770 nt
Organism: Cordyceps militaris CM01
Lineage: Eukaryota; Fungi; Ascomycota; Sordariomycetes; Hypocreales; Cordycipitaceae
Product: serine/threonine-protein kinase Sgk2
Exons: 1
Coding region: 1-1770 (589 amino acids)
Source: RefSeq, a predicted model, not a curated record
AUGGAUUUUCAAUACUUCUUAAACGAGGUCAAUGGCUGCAUCACCGCCGCCGGGCCGUGCUUCAUCACGAAAUACUUUGGCCACGUCGAGGCAUCGUCCAGAGAAGUUCCAGAGGUUCCGCCCGUCUUGGCCGCACCCAGCCGCUUUCCCGAAUGGUUUGUCAACUUUGCCUCGACCAACAGGGACGGCGCUCGCGGAUCAUGGAGUGUCACUGAAAAGGACCCUCAACAUCACGAAAAGGGAUUCAUGGACGAAUGCACCCAACUUGCCUUGAGACACGACGACGCCGAAUCCAAGACUGCCGGGUCCGACGACGUCCACGCCAUAGGGCUCGUCUGCGCCGAAGACGCCAGCUAUCGCGACGGAUUCAUCACAUUGUGCGCAUCUGCGCAGGCAGUCUUUUACCAGCAGCCGACACGUCCUUUCUUGCAUGCCGUCUAUAUCCGCGGCGCGUUGGUCGAGCUGUUGGUCAUUGACCGGUCCGGCGUAUCCUGCAGUGAAGUCAUGGACGUUGAGAAGGAGGCGGGCCAGUUUCUGUCCUUGUUUCUGCAGUACGAGCGGAUGACGAACCAGGCGCUGGGCAUGGGCUGCGUCUUCAGCACCGAUGACGAGGGCCAGUACAUUGUUCUGGACGAGGGCAGUAAGUUAUACAUUGACAGCAAGCCCGUCAUGACGCGACGGAUGUUGGUCGGGCCGUCUACGGUGGUGUACCGGGCGAGGCGUGCUGGCUCGCAGGAAUGGAGCCACGCCGUCAAGAUCAAGUGGCCCUGGGUGAGGGACCGACCCGAAAAGGAACUUCUCGAGGUCGCCAUGGAGAAGAAGGCAUGGGGCGCCGCCCACCUCGAACUGUACCGUGAGCUCGAGACGACGGCUGCUCUCCGCGCCGGAUUGUGCCCGGACAAGCAGAGAAGGUUCUCAGACACGGCUGCCACAGACACGGCCGCCACCAGCCAAGAGAGCAAUGAGACAUGCACAGAGAGCGACGGUCCAUCCGGCAUCAUGCAAUUCACCGAGGAGGAGACGCGGCGGUCGUUCCAGGACCGCGUUCUCAUCUGCAUGGUCACGUCGCCUGUCGGCCGGGCACUUUACACAUUCCAGUCCGGGCUGGAGCUGCUCGAGGCGCUCCGCGACGCCCUCAAGUGCCACCGCUCGCUGUUUGUCGACGCCCGGCUGCUGCACAGCGACAUUUCCCACGGCAACAUCAUCAUCCUCGAUGACGACCCCGGCGUGCCGCGCCGCCCCCGUGGCAUGCUAAUUGACCUCGAGGGGGCCGCGUCGCGCGACCCGGCGCCGGCGCGCAAACCAGGAUACCUGUUCGGCACGCGACCGUACGUGGCUAUUGGCUACAUCAACGACGAGGCCAAGACGUACCGCCACGACCUCGAGUCCUUCCUGUACCUGCUCCUGCGAAUGGUCGUGGCCGACAGGGAGAUGGAGCUGCCUAAAGACAGCAGGCUGCGGGCGUGGGAGGAGGGCAGGUGGUUCGAGCUGGCGGAGCGCAAGAGCAGGGACAUGCACCCGGACAACUUUGGGCGCAUCGUCGACGAGAUUCCGCCGGCGUUUGCGUCGGUCAAGAGCUUGGCGAUUAGGUUGCGCGCACUGGUGUUUCCGUUGCGCGACGGCACCAUCUGGACUGGGACGGAGGACUCGCCUGAAGCAAUCGAUGGCCUCUACGACGGCAUGAUUUCGGCUUUUGAGGAUGCGAUUGCGUCGGAGAAGUCGUGUCAGCAUGAUGGACAAGUUAGUGGCAUGGUUUUAAAAGAAGAUUGA